CCUCGGCUCAUCUUAAUGCCUAAUUAUAGGUAUGUUGUGUUUGGUUAAAUAACCCUCCUAUUGGACUUAAACAGGAGCAGUACAUUACCUUUUUGCUGUGUAAAGUCCACAAAUACUGCGUUCAGGUGUAAGGAAGGCGAAGCUCAAAGCCGGGUGCUGACGCGCGCCUCCUUUUCGAAGCCAUGUCGACCACCUCUCGGAAGCACAGAGACUUUGUGUCCGAGCCCAUGGCGGAGAAGCCGGUCACGGCGCUCUCGGGCAUCGGAGAAGCUCUGGGCAAGAAAUUGGAGGAGCAGGGCUUUGACAAAGCGUACGUGGUCUUGGGCCAGUUCCUGGUGCUGAGGAAGGACCAAGAGCUGUUCGGCGAGUGGCUGAAAGAUGCCUGUGGUGCAAACUCUAAGCAGGCCAUGUCUUGCUCGCAGUGCCUGAAGGAAUGGUGUGACUCCUUCUUGUGACCCGAGGGCACCACCCCUACCUCUGUUAGGAUGCAAAUUUGUGCUAUGUAAAUUUUAAUUUUAAUGAAAUAAAGGUUGUAUUUUCCA
Scleropages formosus (Asian bonytongue) is the source of this 542-nucleotide messenger RNA. Its product is annotated as barrier-to-autointegration factor-like. Lineage: Eukaryota; Metazoa; Chordata; Actinopteri; Osteoglossiformes; Osteoglossidae. Gene Ontology annotation, molecular function: DNA binding. Gene Ontology annotation, cellular component: condensed chromosome; nucleus. Bases 183 to 455 code for a protein of 90 amino acids. The transcript is spliced from 2 exons. Gene Ontology annotation, biological process: chromosome organization. The record is from RefSeq and is a predicted model, not a curated record.